AUUGCCGCCAAAUAUAAAUAGUUCAAAUCAUUAACUAAAUUUCUACCGAAUUUAAAAUUUUUUGCUGUCUAAAAGCUAUGCAUAGCUACAAUCGCAAUAUAUGUUAAAGCCUCAUAUUAUUGUGGUAUUCGACUGUCUUGGAAUAAACAGUAUUAAUCGUCAAGAAAACUCGGACAAUCUGUAAAAAAAUAUGCAAAAAUACAAGAAACCACUCUAAAAGAAAAAAUGAAAAUUUAAAUAUUAAUUUAGUUAAUAAUGUUCAUUCGAAUCUACAAAUUCUAAUUUAGAAUAUUUUUGCGAAAUACCUUUGUCGUGUGGCAAACGCCUUUUUUUCCAGUGACCAUUAAUCACGGAAUGUCGCAAGAUGGUCCCAUUGUUUUCGUGGAUGUAGCUACUGAAUACAAAAAUGUAUAUACACCCGAAGAACCUGUUACGGAAACAGUAGCCGUCCAGAACAACACCAAUACGAGUAGCAUCCAGAAUUUCAAGUGUAAUGAGUGCAAUAGAACCGUAGACAGUGAAGAGAAAUUAAGUCAACACAUACGGAGGGCACACCGUGGAGAAAAUGCUUUUCAAUGCUCGAUGUGUCAAUACUCGACAUACAAUAAAAGUGGAUUCGAAGAACACGUUAGGAUACAUCAAGGUAUAAAACCAUUUAAAUGCUCCUACUGCCCUUAUAGGAGCGUUUCGAAGAAAUACGCCAAGAAGCACGAACUGAUCCACCGGCCCGACAACCCGUUGAGAUGUCAGCACUGUCCUUACAUAGCGCGGAACUAUCGCAUGUUGAAUUCCCACCAGAAGAAGUUGCACGGCAACGAGAAACAACGGGUUAUCAUCGCGUGCACGUUGUGCGGGAAGAAAUUCGACGAUAUGAACGUUUAUUUCGCUCACAAGAAACGCAGGAAGCAGUGUGAUGAGUGCGGUCUAGAGGUUUGUCAUCAGGCGAUGAACAGGCACAAACACGAGAAACACGGCAUGAAAAGAAAAGUUCGCGGGAAAGACGUUUUCACAUGUAAAAUAUGCGAAUGGUCUUCGGUAAAUAAAGUUAAGGUUUUGUUGCACAUCAUUCAUCACCCCGAACAGGAUUUGAGCGAUUGCAGUUUCGAUUUGAGCGUUCUGAAGAAAUGUCAAAUUUUGCCGCCAUAACGUCGUGGAGAGAAUUAA
Messenger RNA from Bombyx mandarina (wild silkworm), 1164 nucleotides. RefSeq lists its product as uncharacterized. Gene Ontology annotation, cellular component: nucleus. The record is from RefSeq and is a predicted model, not a curated record. Gene Ontology annotation, biological process: positive regulation of transcription by RNA polymerase II. Lineage: Eukaryota; Metazoa; Arthropoda; Insecta; Lepidoptera; Bombycidae.